AUGCCUCUGUGUGGAAAUUCAUCUGGAGCAGGUACGCGGGUUUCGAUACUCGGUGAUUAUGGAACGAUUGGAAAGUCAAUUUUGUCCACCUGCGACGAUGGAGACGUCGUUUCUCCUUGCCGACCCGUAAAUCUGUCGAAACAGGAAGCCGAGGAGGCGGCUCUGGCGAAGGAGAACAAAUUGGCAGCGCAGGCAGCUGCGAGGGAGGCCGCGGCCGCUGCUGCAGUGGCUGCCGCCGACCAGAUCGUCAAAUCGCCAUCCGAUUUCUCGUGCCACAGUUACGAGCUGUUCAUCAACCAGGAGCGGGGCAACGACGACAACAACCGGGAAAGGAUGAGCAUACGUUCGAUAGAAUCCGUCAGCGAGCAAAGGGUGAAACACAUCAAUAAUCACACGACCACCACCAAAGUGCGAAAAGUCAGCGCCGUCUCUCGCGCCGCUAAUGGCCAGUUAACUUAUCCCUACCAGGAAAGCCUGCGGAAGGUAUGUGUGUCACCAAGUACAAUCUGUCACCCGCCGACCGUACGUACUAAUUAGAUGUACUGGAUCGACGACGAUCCGACAAUCUCAUGUCGUUCUAUACCCAUCCCGACGAUAUCGCGCGUUCCCGGAAAAGGUCGAACGAUCUCUCGACGAUCAAACAUCAUCAAAUCGGUCCGACAUUUUGGAAACUUCGAUCGGCAUCAGUCGAGAUCGCUCUGUGUAAAAAUAUACCUCUGCCGUUUCCAAUUUUAUUGACGUUCAAAUCAACGAUUUACGACGUAGUUGAAAUCUCUAAAGAGAACAAAUUUUUUCAUGAAAACGUAAAAAACUGGGCUAGUUUGA
This is a messenger RNA of Ceratina calcarata, 825 nucleotides long. RefSeq names its product sodium channel protein para-like. NCBI's taxonomy places the organism in Eukaryota, Metazoa, Arthropoda, Insecta, Hymenoptera, Apidae. The transcript is spliced from 3 exons. The coding region runs from base 1 to 537 and encodes 178 amino acids. The record is from RefSeq and is a predicted model, not a curated record.